AACAAAAGAAAAAAUGCUUCGAUUCACACAAUUGUCUAGGCAUUCUGCUAGCCAAAUUCGACAGUAUGCUACAAAGUCAAAGACAACCAACUUGACAUCAAAGGCUCGAGUACCUACUGUCGAAAAUGUCCUUCCCGACGGCACCAUUUUCAUCACUCGUCUUGCCCUGUCCACUCCAGAAAGCUCAAAGGCCGCACCAUUACUUCACAAGAAGCCUCAAGCUGCCAGCAAGAAGUUGGGUGAAUCUGAAAUAGCGGAAAUCAGAAAGCUGAGAGCAGAAAACCCUAGUCAAUGGACUCGAAAAGCCUUGGCUGAGCGUUUUGGGUGCUCAGAAUUUUUCAUCUCCAUUGUGUCCGGCAAGAAGCAGGCUGGUGUCUCCCAAGUAGGCGAGACAGUAACUGAGACUGGAUACCGAAAGAAGCUUAUUCACGAUAAUAGGGUUAAGCGCAGAGCUAUGUGGUAAAAGUCUGGAAAACCCAAUAUCACUGGCACCUCUUCUUCAUUCACAUCAUGUUGACAAGACAUUACUGUACAAAUAAAACAAAUAAUCUUUAGAAGACUUGAUUCAUGGUA
Messenger RNA from Umbelopsis ramanniana AG, 573 nucleotides. RefSeq lists its product as uncharacterized. The coding region runs from base 14 to 463 and encodes 149 amino acids. The transcript has a single exon. NCBI's taxonomy places the organism in Eukaryota, Fungi, Mucoromycota, Umbelopsidomycetes, Umbelopsidales, Umbelopsidaceae. Gene Ontology annotation, cellular component: mitochondrial large ribosomal subunit. The record is from RefSeq and is a predicted model, not a curated record. Gene Ontology annotation, molecular function: structural constituent of ribosome.